UCAGAUGUUCGCGCCAACAGCUGUUUUGUAAACAAGGAAAAAAAUUCAAGGAAUUCGUUAUAAAAAUCAUAGAAAACCGUAAAUUAUGUUAAAUUCUAAGAUAUUUCGCCUCAUUAGUGCUAAUAGAAUCAACAUUCCAUUGCUGCGUGUAUUCCAUCAUGAAUUUUCACAAACGGAUCCACAAAAAGAUGAAAUCAGCAAUACGGAUACAAAAUCCCAGCCCUUAACAGAAGCGGCCACUGCAUCGAAGGUUCACAAUACAAUAUCAGGAACAAUAAGAAACAAAUAUCAAAUAUUUCACGACGAAGAUGCCACCGAGAUAUUUGAUGUCGAAGAGGAGCGCCAACGUUACGAGGCCGAAGAAGAGCCAAAGCAGACGAUGAAAGACGAGUUCUUGGGCCUAAACUUGAAUCAUGGCGAGCAUGGUGUAUUUGAUGUAGAGGAUCUUGUAGACGUAUUACGCAAAGAGAGCGCCGAAGAUAUUUUUGUAUGCUCUGUACCCAAAGAUCUGAAUUAUGUCGAUUAUAUGGUGGUUUGUAGUGGACGAAGCUACAGACAUAUGCUGGCGAUUGCGGAAUUUGUGAGGCGCAUGUAUAAAGUUAAGCGCACGAAGGGUGAGGUGCCGCCAAAGAUUGAAGGCGAGAAGAGUCGUCAAUGGAUGGCAUUGGAUUUAGGUAACAUAGCCUUACAUGUAUUCUCACCAGAAGCGCGAGAACAAUACGAUUUAGAGUCACUAUGGGCUAUUGGAAUCGAAUAUGAUAAGGAAAGUAACAAACCACAAGACCCGCUUGUGGAACUAUUUGAAAAAAAUUCAAUACAACUAGGAGACAUGCAACCACACAAACAUUGAGAUGCCGUCCACACAGAUGAGUUCGUUUAAUUUUAUUUUUAUUGUCUAUGUAGCAGUAAUAGUAGUAGUAAUUAGCUAAAAUUAAAAUGUUUCACCACUUUAUUGA
Molecule: messenger RNA, 956 nt
Organism: Rhagoletis zephyria (snowberry fruit fly)
Lineage: Eukaryota; Metazoa; Arthropoda; Insecta; Diptera; Tephritidae
Biological process (GO): negative regulation of ribosome biogenesis; negative regulation of translation
Cellular component (GO): mitochondrion
Molecular function (GO): ribosomal large subunit binding
Source: RefSeq, a predicted model, not a curated record